Molecule: messenger RNA, 2238 nt
Organism: Linum tenue
Lineage: Eukaryota; Viridiplantae; Streptophyta; Magnoliopsida; Malpighiales; Linaceae
Source: the annotation of a GenBank genome assembly
CAUCACGAAGUUUGCGAGAAUGGUUAUCAUGCUGUCUCUGUCUUCACUUUAUCUUUCUAAGAUGCUUAUAGUUGCCCGUAAGCACUUAUGCUGACCAUUUCUUCAUUGUGUUCUUUAAUUCAUUGUAGUCCUCUUUUCUUUUUGGGGCAGGUACUAAGGAUAUCUCUGGAGAAGAAGCAGAAUGUCUGAUCUAGAAGUUCCUUUGACUGAGCGCCCCAAGAGGAAGAAGAUUUGGGUGGAUUACUUUGUUAACUUCAGAUGGAUUAUAGUCAUCUUUGUUGUCCUUCCAAUCUCUUUCACCCUCUACUUCCUCACUUAUCUUGGCGAUGUCAAGUCUGAGAUGAAGUCCUACAAGAAGCGUCAAAAGGAACAUGAUGAAAAUGUCAAGAAAGUCGUUAAGCGACUUAAGGAAAGAAACCCAUCAAAGGAUGGUCUCGUCUGUACUGCUCGUAAACCCUGGAUUGCAGUUGGCAUGCGGAAUGUUGACUACAAAAGAGCAAGACACUUUGAAGUCGACCUAUCUGCAUUCCGAAACAUCCUUGAAAUUGACAAGGAGAGAAUGAUUGCUAAGGUUGAGCCACUUGUCAACAUGGGACAGAUAAGCAGGGCCACAGUGCCAAAGAAUCUUUCCCUUGCAGUGGUUGCUGAGCUGGACGAUCUCACUGUGGGUGGACUCAUCAAUGGUUAUGGGAUAGAAGGAAGCUCUCACAUCUAUGGCCUGUUCUCCGACACUGUCGUGGCUUAUGAGAUUGUUCUAGCUGAUGGUCAGGUCGUCAGAGCCACCAAGGACAAUGAGUACUCCGAUUUGUUCUAUGCCAUCCCUUGGUCUCAGGGAACUCUUGGGCUUCUUGUAUCCGCUGAGAUCAAGCUUAUCCAUAUCAAAGAGUACAUGAAGCUCACCUACCAUCCUGUCAAGGGUAGCCUCAAAGAUCUGGCACAGGGUUAUAUCGACUCUUUUGCACCCAAAGAUGGAGAUCAGGAUAAUCCUGACAAGGUCCCAGAUUUUGUGGAGGCUAUGAUUUAUAACCCUCAUGAAGGUGUGAUGAUGACUGGCAGAUAUGCAUCCAAAGAAGAGGCGAAACAAAAGGGAAACAAGAUCAACAGCGUCGGUUGGUGGUUCAAGCCGUGGUUCUACCAACAUGCGCAGACAGCAUUGAAGAAAGGGGAGUUUGUGGAGUACAUUCCUACUAGGGAAUACUAUCACAGGCAUACCAGGUGUUUGUAUUGGGAAGGCAAGCUCAUUCUCCCAUUUGCUGACCAGUUUUGGUUUAGGUAUCUCUUGGGCUGGCUGAUGCCUCCUAAGGUCUCUCUGCUCAAGGCCACACAAGGUGAAGCAAUCAGAAACUACUACCAUGAGAUGCAUGUUAUCCAGGAUAUGCUUGUUCCUCUGUACAAGGUCGGUGAUGCGUUGGAAUGGGUCCACCGUGAGAUGGAGGUAUACCCUAUAUGGCUCUGCCCUCACAAGCUAUUCAGGCUCCCUAUUAAGACCAUGAUCUACCCCGAGCCAGGAUUCGAGACCCACCGCAGACAAGGAGACACCUCAUAUGCUCAGAUGUACACGGAUGUCGGAGUGUACUACGCACCGGGUCCUGUCCUGAGAGGCGAGGUAUUUGAUGGAGCUGAGGCUGUUCGCCGGAUGGAGCAGUGGUUGAUCGAGAACCACGGUUUCCAGCCACAGUACGCCGUCUCGGAGCUGAAUGAGAGGAGCUUCUGGAGAAUGUUUGAUGGUGGGCUGUACGAGGAGGCCAGGAAGAAGUACAAAGCUGUGGGCACAUUCAUGAGCGUGUACUACAAGUGUAAGAAAGGGAGGAAGACCGAGAAGGAGGUUCAGGAAGCAGAGCAAGCCCAGGUGGAGACUCCUUAUGCCGAGCUCGACCCGUAGAGGCCUGGGACGGGACACAUUGUUCCUGAAAACUGAAAAGCUUCGGAUUUCGGCUUGAUCGUUGAAGUUUGUGUUUCGUCUAGCUUUUAAUUGAUCUGAAAGGCUGUGUGUGUGCCUUGAGUUCGUCUGCAGACUCUAGUUGUUCCCCAACCUCUAAUCCUUCUUAGUUGCUGACUCUCAGGCUUACUGUACUGUGUUUUACCGAAUGUUGUGUACUCUUUUAGUUUCUUAGUUUGUGGUGAAGCUUGAACUUUGAUGAAAAGUCUUCUGAUUUUGUGAAUCCACCCCUUGUCUUGCUCCAGUUUACAUAUCUUGCGUUUCUGUGAGAACAGUUGCUAAGCGAUAUAAUUUUGCGG